AUGUUCCCUGGGCCUUUUAAGCCUUUGAUGCCAAAGUGCAGGAAGGGCUGCAUCCAGACGCAAGAGCAGGCGGCGGGCUGGGCCGCAUCUCCCACGUGGCCCCGCGUGGGCAGUGUGUGCGUGGGUCCCCUGCGCUGGGCCCUGGGCCACGUGACCCCAUCGCUGGCCGAGGCCAGGGGCCAGCAAAGGCGGUGCGCAGGGAGCUGGCUGCAGAGCAGCGGGAGGCAGCCGAGGCGGCAGCAGCUGGAGAGGACAACCCUUGUGGCCACCGGAGAGCCUCAUUUGAAAUGCCACCUCGCCUUCCUGCCUCACCCCCAGCGCCACCCCAGGCGGGCCCGUGCUGCCGUGAAGUCGGCUCAGGAAAAUGAGAAGGCAACUGCCCACUCGAGGUCACCGUGGCCACCGCCAGGGGACCGGCUCCGCACUUCAGGCAGGCCCCAGAGCGGGGAGGACCUGCUUGGCGAGGUGCAGCUCACGCUGCAGAGCCUGGGGCAAGAAGAAUAUGAGGAACAGGAUUCAGAAACCAGAUUCCUGGGGCAGACCUUCCGCCCUUCUGAGGAGCCCCCUGAGCCUACUCUCAAUCCAAGGCCCCAGCCUACCAGGCAUCUGGAGUUAGUGUCCAUGCCUACAAAAUGGCAGCUGAGCAAGGAUGAGACCACCACCCUGGGUGUCAGGACCCCUGAGACCUCACUGAGCCUGUCUACCACAACCAGCAAUCAAACGGCCUGGAAAAGUCUUUCCCCUCUGCCCAUCCUAGAGGAGAGGCGGUGGCCUCCGCCUUGCUCCACGCACUCUGGCAUUGUGCCCAUCGACAUAUCUGGACAGCAGUUUGAUAAACAUGCACGUUUGCGACACUCGUUGUUUAACACGGAGACAGCCGUGAACCCCAAGUCCACCCUGAGGCGGAGGCGGACCAUUAUUGGAUCCUCUAACUAUUCCCAGCGAGACGAAGGUCAUAGCAACAUCCCAGCAGACAGUGUGGCCAACUCAACCACUUCAGAUAGCAGGUCCAGCCAUUCAGUCCCAGAAGGUGUUCACGGAAGAAUUGCACUUAGUCAGGAAACUCAGUUCCAAAAUCUCACCGCAUCAGUACUCAGAAAUCCUUCUGGCCAUCGGGAAGAAGCUCACCAAGAGCAUAGUGGUGCCAACCCUCCGGGCAUGGAGAGCAUGGGAAUGUUGUACAGUGUCCCCAAUUCUUGCAAUGGAACAACAGAAUCUACAUUCUCCACUUCCUGGAAGGGAGAUACUUUCACCUACAUGAUUCCAAGUGCUGCCAGCCAGAGCAAUCAAGUCAAUGAAAAUGAAAAGAAUCCUUCCGGGAAGUCUUGGGUCUCUUUAAAGACACUCCCGCCUCUGGUGCCCAAGGAGACUGCCACCCUCUCUGUCACUCGUGGUAACCCAGCAGGAUGCAGUGGGUUAGCUAGCUACUCAGAGCACCCUCCUCAACGAAGGCAAGUCCCAGAACGAACUGCCAAGAUUGGCCUUCUGACCAGCGGUACCUCAAGACUGGAGAGAGGCCCAGGUGGGGCCAGCAAAUUCCGCGAGCGUUCCCUGUCUGUGCCCACAGACUCGGGCAUCAUCGAGGUGGACUAUGAUGAAAGGCAGAAGGCCAGCGAAACCUGUGGCCUGCCUUAUGCGAGUACAAGUUGUGAGGGAAGUAACAGUGCUGACAACAUUGCCUCCUUCGGUGCCGAACAGGAGGCCAAGCACAGAAGGCAAAGGUCCAAGAGUAUCUCGCUCAAGAAGGCCAAAAAGAAGCCUCUUCCACCGAUGCGCAGCGUCUCACUGGUCAAAGAUGAACCAGUCCUCUUGCCAGAAGGGGGGCGCAUGUGCCCCAAGGACCAGAGACCCAAGAGUCUUUGUCUGUCCUUGGAGCACCACAGACAGAAUUUGUCCCACCCAGAUGCUCAGGGCCAGCCACCUAUGCCAACCCUCAAAGAUGCUGAAGGUACACAACCCUCCCACCACUGGGAUCUUACUGACUGGAAGUCUGGUGACACCUACCAGUCCUUGUCCAGCUCUAGUACUGCCACUGGCACCACAGUCAUUGAGUGCACCCAAGUUCAAGGCAGCUCAGAGUCUCUUGCUUCCCCUUCCACCUCCAGAGCCACUACGCCUUCACAACUCUCCAUUGAGAUGGAGGCCCGGGAGAUAACCUCUCCAGGAAGGCCCACCGGACUAAUGUCACCAUCUAGUGGAUACUCCAGUCAGUCAGAGACACCAACACCCACUGUGUCCAUGUCUUUGACUCUUGGCCACUUUGCGCCUCCUAGCAGCGGUGUUCGGGUACGUCCAGUGGUGCCCGAAAGGAAAUCAUCACUACCCCCGACAUCGCCAAUGGAGAAAAGUUCCAAGUCAAGGCUAUCAUUUGACUUACCCUUGACCUCUUCCACCAACCUGGAUAUGUCUUAUAUGAGUAUCUCCAUCCCAAGUAAAACCAAGGUGAGCCGGCAUCACUCAGAUACAAAUUUUGGGGCCAAACUGGCCCAGAAAGCUAGUCCCAACCAGCCAAUCAUGCCCAUGGUUACUCAAUCUGACCUACGUUCUGUUCGCCUGAGGUCAGUCAGCAAGUCUGAGCCAGAAGAUGACGCUGACAGUCCCGACUAUGCUGAAGAGCCUGGAACAGAAGUCUUCACCUUGUCUGAGAGAAAAAUGAAGCCCCCUGUAGCUGAGAAGCCUCCGUUGGCCCAAAGGCCUUUGAGCUUGGUCCACAGAACACCAUCAGGCCCCAGGGGUUACCCACUAACUUCACCUACUCUGGCUAUGACCAGCAAGAGCUCAAUUCAACACAUGAAGCCACUCCCUCCAGACAUCUACACAGUGAUGAGGAAACCAAAGUCUUCCAGCUCCUCUGAUGGCAGGAGCCCAGGGGAAUCUGCAGCGCGCUUACCACUAGUGUUCGCCCCUUUUGCCAGUUCCUCUGGCGCUUUCUUCUCAGGAACACAUCUGCCUCCCCUGGGAACUGCGGAGGAUGAGAGCAUCAAAGUGAGAGCCUUGCCUGAAAGAAUUAGCCUCCAGAGUCAGGAAGAAGCUGAGCAAAAGAAAGGCAAGAUUCCACCUCCUGUACCAAAAAAGCCCAGUGUGCUGUACCUGCCUCUCACCUCCCCCACAGCUCAGGUGGACAUUUAUGUGGCAGAGCCAAGGCAGCCUCUCAGUCCCAUCAUCACCCUGGAGGAAGAUGCCAAGUGUCCGCCUACCUGUGAGGACCUGCAAUUGCCUGGAAAAGAGAUGACGUCAACUCCACAGGCAAACCUCAUGGGGAGUUCUAUGGAUCCAAGCAUGGAAGAAAAAAGCUUAAUCAGUGAUAAAACAGCUGAAUCGAUUGCAGAAGAUGAUGAUGAUGUAUUUAUGGCUUCCCGCACAACUGAAGAUUUAUUUACUGUGAUACACAGGUCCAAAAGAAAGCUCCUUGGCUGGAAGGAGCCUGGUGAGGUUUUUGGAGGCAGCCGACCAAGCGCCCACUCACCAAUAAAGAAUACCGCUGAUUCUACAAUCAGUGAGGCUGCUGCCUCUGCAGGGUCAGGCAGCAGUGCCAACCUGGAUGCUGGCAGAAAUGAUGACUUCAAGGCUCUGCUACAAAAGAAGGGAAGUAAGGUAACGCCAAGGUCCCGCCCUUCAGCAGCUGAACUACUAAAGACCACCAACCCACUGGCUCGGAGAAUUAUAGCACAGUUUUCAAAAGACUAUGAAACCACUGAUAGCUCCAGCACCUAAGUGCUGGGUUCUACAAGCAUGAUUUGAUUACUAAACUUGAGUAGAAAAAGGGAGAGAAGACAGGUGUUUUUUUAAAAAGGACCACAAGAUCCUAUAUUUCCUGUUACAUGGACUCACAGUCUGGAUAGCCGAAGAAAGACUACUUCAGCCACAUCUUCAAAUAUUUUGUUUUCUCAUUCUUACAAUUUCUGCCAUCACUAUCGAUUUUUUUUUCAUUUCCCUUAAUAAUAUACACAGA
This is a messenger RNA of Echinops telfairi (small Madagascar hedgehog), 3952 nucleotides long. It is a transcript of the gene NHSL2, whose product is annotated as NHS like 2. The record is from RefSeq and is a predicted model, not a curated record. The transcript is spliced from 8 exons. Bases 1 to 3714 code for a protein of 1237 amino acids. NCBI's taxonomy places the organism in Eukaryota, Metazoa, Chordata, Mammalia, Afrosoricida, Tenrecidae. Gene Ontology annotation, biological process: cell differentiation.